This is a messenger RNA of Oxyura jamaicensis (ruddy duck), 11804 nucleotides long. RefSeq names its product ankyrin repeat and fibronectin type III domain containing 1 (gene ANKFN1). Gene Ontology annotation, cellular component: spindle. NCBI's taxonomy places the organism in Eukaryota, Metazoa, Chordata, Aves, Anseriformes, Anatidae. The transcript is spliced from 21 exons. Gene Ontology annotation, molecular function: protein binding. Gene Ontology annotation, biological process: establishment of mitotic spindle orientation; regulation of establishment of bipolar cell polarity. The coding region runs from base 650 to 3886 and encodes 1078 amino acids. The record is from RefSeq and is a predicted model, not a curated record.
CCAUUAUCAACAGUAGCCGCUUUAAAAAUAGUGUAAUUCCUUUGUUUCUGAGGAUUGUCUAAAGUCAUAGGAAAUCCUGCCAGGAACCUACAAGUCCAUAGCAUUAGUAGAUCUUUCAUUCAGGAGUUGAAUACAAUGAAAUUUCCACAAGAUUCCUUUCUCUUCACUUUUCUUCCGACUUACCGUCUAGCCAGUGUCAGGAAGUGGAGCUGAGUUGGCAGUAUAUGGCGGGAGUAUACACCAUCCCAGAGGAGGCUGUAAAAGCUCAGUAAGUGGGAGAUGACAGAGCCAACGUACUGCCUGUGUUAGGGGAGCAACAGAACUCCGAUAGCGAUGUAAAUUAUUGGAGCAGUGUUCAUCUAGGGAAUUGCAGACAGACAAAGCAGCUCUGAGGAAAUGCAUCCCUGUCAAAGAAACUUUGUUUCAGCUGAGGCUUGAAUAACAGCAGAAAUGAAAAGCAGAGUAAUCUGGUGAGGGGGAAAAUGAACUGCAGAAACUUAUAAGGAAGAGGUUUACUCAUUCUGCCCAGAGGCUGAACCAGCAGAGACAGCAAAGCCAACGUGAUUCAUUAAAUGAAGAUACUGGACAAUUACCACCAACUUGUGCAUAUUUUGCCUUGGAUAGCCUAAGCUGGAACUACUAGGUGAAAAUGACACAGCAAAUGCAUAAUUUAAGUCUCCUCCAGACUAAAAAGAACAGCAUGCCUUCUUCUCCAAAUGCUGCAAAGCGGUUGUAUCGGAACCUGUCAGAGAAGCUGAAGGGGAGUCAUACAUCCUUUGACGAAGCAUAUUUCCGAGCUCGAUCAGACCGGCUCAGUCUCCGUAAGACCUCAAUGAAUUUCCAGUGCAAUGAAGCUAUGUUUGAGGCCGUAGAACAGCAGGAUCUGGAUGCUGUUCAGAUUCUUCUUUAUCAAUACACACUGGAGGAACUGGACCUGAACACACCAAACAGUGAAGGACUAACUCCAUUGGAUAUUGCCAUUUUGACAAACAAUGUCCCUAUUGCUAGGACUCUUCUACACGUUGGGGCAAAGGAAAGCCCACACUUUGUUGACAUGGAAAGCAGGUCAAUGCAUCUGAGUACAUUGGUCCAGGAAGCCCAGCAGCGAGUUACUGAACUGUCUGCACAAGUGAUGAAUGAAGGCCUUGGUACAGACAACACAGAAAAAGAGAAGCAACUAAAAGCAUGGGAAUGGAGAUACAGGCUAUACAAGCGCAUGAAGGCAGGCUACGAGCAUGCUAGAGCCCCUGAGGCGCCAACCAAUGUCUGUCUCAUGGUAACAAGCAGUACAUCACUCACUGUCACCUUCCAAGAACCUCUGAGUGUCAACUCAGCUGUGGUGACCAAGUAUAAAGUGGAAUGGAGCUGUACGGAAGACUUUUCUCCAUUGGCUGGUGAAAUAAUUAUGGAUAAUCUUCAGUCUUUGAGGUGCUCCAUCACAGGUCUCAGAACAGGUCAGAGGUAUUAUGUUCAUGUUUCAGCAUACAACAUGAAAGGAUGGGGACCUCCACGCAAAUCUACUCCUGCAUAUGCUUCUCCUUCAAACUGGAAAGACUGCAGUGGAAGAGAACCUCGGCACAGGGGACACACUGAGGCCCUGGAACGUCUCCUUCAGCAGGUUCGAGCAGCUCAUCAGCAUUAUAAUUGCAGAGAAAGUUCCAAAUUACAGAAUGCUGGUCGCAAGCAAUCAGUCUCUAGGAGCCUGAAGCACCUGUUUCAUUCAUCGAACAAAUUUGUGAAGACUCUGAAACGGGGACUCUACUUAUCUGUUAUAUUUUUUUACAAAGACAAUUUAUUAGUAACCAAUGAAGAUCAAAUCCCAAUUGUGGAAAUUGAUGACUCUCACAGUAGUUCAAUUAUGCAGGAUUUCCUGUGGUUCACAAAGUUGUCUUGUAUGUGGGAUGACAUCAGAUGGCUGAGGCAGAAUAUGUCUAUAUCCGUGUCCUCAUCAACAACACUUCAAGCCAGGCAGAAGAUGCUUUCUGCAGCAGCACAGCUACAGAAUUUGCUGGGAACUCACAACUUAGGCAGAGUUUUUUAUGAGCCCAUCAAGGAUCGACAUGGCAAUAUACUGCUAGUUACUAUAAGAGAAGUGGAGAGUCUUUAUUCAUUUUUUAAUGGUAAAUGGAUGCAGGUAUCCAAACUACAAAGCCAGAGGAAAUCCCUUUCAACUCCAGAGGAGCCAACAGCGUUAGACAUUUUGCUUAUAACAAUCCAGGACAUACUUUCCUAUCACAAACGAAGUCAGCAACGCCUUCCUCCUGGCUUGUAUUUGGGUUACCUUAAACUCUGCAGUUCUGUGGAUCAAAUCAAAGUUCUCGUGUUGCAGAAGUUGCCUAAUGUCCUGUGUCAUGUCAAAAUCCGAGACAACAGCAAUGUCUCCAAAGAUGAGUGGGAAUGGAUCCAAACACUUUCUGGCUCAGAAUCUGUGGAAAGUAUGGAUCAUACUUCAGACUGCCCUACUCAAUUGUUCUUGUAUGAGCUCCAGAUGGCAGUGAAAGCUCUCCUUAAACAGAUCAAUCUACCUCUGCAUCAGGCUAAGCACUUCCGUCUGUAUACACAGGAGGUGUUGGAACUGGGUCACAAUGUCUCCUUUCUUCUCCUGCUCCCCGCCUCAGACGACGUCUGCACUGCCCCAGGACAGAAUAAUCCUUACACCCCACACUCAGGAUUUCUUAACCUCCCUCUUCAGAUGUUUGAACUCGUUCAUUUUUGCUGUUACAAGGAAAAAUUUAUAAGCCUGUAUUGCCGCCUUUCUGCUGUCAUAGAGCUGGACUCUCUGAAAACCCAGCAAUCCCUAAGGGAAGCAAUUUCAGACAGUGAAGUCGCUGCAGCCAAACAAAGACACCAGCAAGUUAUGGACUACAUACAGCAAAUUGAUGAUAUCUGGAGGGAAAUGAGAUGGAUCACAGAAGCACUGCAGUAUGCCAGAUACAAGCAGCCAGCAGCUGGCCUACCAAUAAAGAAGCUUGUGAAUCUUUCAGAACACUCUCAAAAGAAAAUCAGUUCAACCUCUUCACAUCUAGAUUGUCUUCCUUCACCGCCCCCCUCACCUGACACUAGAAGCCAGAGGAGAAAAGCUGUGAGUGAUUCCCAGCCCUGCUCAGAUGAAGAAGGCUGCUCUGAAGUAUUCCUUCCAACUGACAGUGACUAUGAUUCCAGCGAUGCAUUAAGCCCCAGAGAAUUAGACUUGAUUUACUCCUCCUCACAUGACAUUUCCCAGCAGGCAGGCAGUGGCCUGGGUGGUAGUGCACCUGAUGUUCUCCAAGUCCAUGACAUGAAGCCUUGCCUAACACUGAAAGAAGGCCUGACAGAGUGUUGUGCCUUCGAUACUAAUGCUGAACAUUGCACAGAGUAUAUGAGCAAUCUAACAAUGUCAGGGAAUACAUCAAAAAGCAUAGACAAGUCCUCUAGCUCCAAGCAGCCAUUGAGCUUUUUAGGGAAAAAAAAGCUAGGGAAACAUCAGCAUUACAACUACUUCAGCAGGCAUCAUCGUUGGCUGCGUGUGCACAGUGAGACACAGUCUGCCUCUCUGUCUGAAGGCGUGUAUACUCAGCAUCUCAUGAGAUCUUCAGAUUUAUCUCAAGAACCUACCUCCAGUGAGCAGUUACAGAUUCCCAUUGAUGGAUCUCGGAGCACUUUCUUACCUCAUGCAUCCAGCCUUCCAGAAGAUGGAAAAGGCAAGUAUGAGGAAUCGAGGCAGAAUGUCCACAGGAUUUAUGUGGAACACUAUAAAACAACACUUCUGAGUGAAGAGGACAAUUCCUGGGGAGCAAGCAUGCAGGGUGUGGAACAUAAGGAUGUGCACAAUGCUAUGCAACAGAAAAUAGAUCCAGAUGAUCAGUUGGGUUCUGCUGUCUCAGAAGUAUUCAGCAGCACACUUUAACCCCAGACUUCUACAUUGCUUCCCAUUGCUCCACAAGGAGAUAGUAAGCAUCAUACAAAUAGGGCCAUACUUUCAAAAUCACUUGUAAAAAUCCAGCUUCUGAAAAUGGCAACUUGUGUCACUUUAAAGAAUCCUAAUCAUUUGACUUCAUCGCCAGAUAUCUGGUCUUACAGCGGUAUCUGUCACGAUGCAAGCAUUAUUAUUUGCACUGGCGGUUUUGCAGGUAGGGUCCUAACAGUCACCACAUAGCAGAACACUUUGUGGGUGCAAAUCUAGUAAUCAGUUUUUGCACUUCUCGUGAUUUUCACCUAUCUCUGAGCAUGCAAAAUUUUAAGCAUGAGUGCUUCUGCCUGCAAUGUAGCAGAUGCGGUAACAUCCUUGGUGUGCUCAUGUUAGGACUGUGUCCUAAUAUUCUAUUAAUGUGUUUUCCACCAUUUCCUAUAAAUUUUUCUAUUUCUCAGCCCUCCUGAAUAUAUAGGUUGCAUGUAACUAAAGUGCUAACUGGUCUAGUAAUACAAUUAUCCCAGAGUUUCUAGCCAGUUACAGAGACGUAAAAAUUCAAAAGUUAUCACUGACAUUGCAUGCACCAUCUCUGAACGCUGCCAGAGCCUGAUACAAUAAUCAUCACACUGUUUGAGGUGUGGGCUUUUUCUUUUCUUUCUAUUAUUUUUUUUUUUUCUCUUCAGGAGCUUAGAUUUCAAAUAAGGUGGCAGGCUAUUUUAGAGGUUUAAAAGGCAGCCAACCUUUGAGGUCAAGAACAGACAGAACGAAGCUGAGCUCCGAAUUAAUAAUAUGCAUGGUCUAAGUAGGAUCAAAGUGAAGGUUGGUCUUUUCUGCUGCCCAGCAUACAAGAAUACAUUUCUUUAUGUUGCAAGCACUCUCAGGCAGCCAUUAGAAAGAAAUGCACCUACUUUUGUUCCUGAAUAUUCAGUGUAUAUUCAGGGGUAUUUGAUCACUAUGUCUGAAAUUGGUAUAUUCUGGCAAAUCUAGUUAGGGAAAUUGGGGGUGCAGUUUGAAUCUAAGAUUUUUUAUUUGUGUCCAUGUUUGUCUAAAGGCAGAUCACAGUGAGUCACAACUUUGUCCUUUGCAACUAGAAUAAGACUUAGAGUACUACAGAAGAUGAUCUCAAAAGUGAAUGAGAACCAUAACAUUUGAGUCACUGAGAAAUGAACUAAUGUAGAGAGAAACUCCAGCUGUUGCACAAGCUUUAAUUUUUUCUUAAACAGUUCUUGAAGUUUAAUUUUAUAGGCCACAUUCCUGCUGGUUAAAUUCCCUCACUCCAUGUUUGUGCAGCCUUCUACCUUUCAAUUUUUCAGCCUCCAGGUGGAUACAUUCUAAGGCCUCCAAUAAAGAGAUUUGAGUUAAAUAGUUGAGUUUACAAGUCCUUGAGGUGAAGGUAAGGAUUUGGGCCCAUGAUCUGUGGUCCUUAUUAAAAUAGCACUUCCAUAACCCCAGUGCUAUUAAAACCCCUGUGAACUCAAUCCAUAAAUUCAAAAAUAAAUGUUAUUCACUAUUUCAUGCUUGGUCAGUAUGCAGAAGCCAAGAAGAGUCCUUGCAGUGAUAUAAGGGCAAAAACUUUCUAUAAGGGAUUUACAUUUUUAAAUUCUCUUUUUUUGGAGGUGAGGGAAGUUAACUUUUUGCACCAAAAGUAUUCAUUACCUGAUCCAGUUCUCAGUGAGGGUGGAAAGACUGCCGUUCACCUCCACAGGCUUUGAAUGGGACCCAUACUGAAAAUUCCUGUGGGUGAGAAGAUGGGGGGAGCAGAAGUGUCAGUGCCAACUUGCAGCUGUAAGGACACACAGUGUACGUUUUAUGCCACAUGGAAUUGCACGGGAAAAACCCAACUCACAAACCAUAGCACCAAACAGUGAUGUUUUACUGUCACUGAAGGCAGCAACAGCUUGUUACAUUAGAUUAUGUUCAUUAGCAGAGGGCUCUUUACCAGGGAGAGCCAGAGCAAUGUGUAUUCAGAAGUCAAAAUAAUUCACAUUGUUUUCUAGUAUACAGCAUCGAGCCCAUGCUCCCCUAACCUGUUUAUCCUCUAAGCAAAACUGCCAUGUAACUGUUUAUUAAAGAAUAAAAAUAACAAUAUGCUGAGGCCAUAUGUUUUUGCAGAAAGUGAAGAGAUAAAAGAUGAUGUUCCUAAAAUGAAACCCACCCUGCUUUGCUUUGGCUCUUCAAGGAAAAGAAAAAAAAAAAAAAAAAAAACCACCACCACCAACAAAACAAAAAAAAAAACAGGCAAAAAAAAGGAAAAAAAAAAAAAAAAAAGAACAGUGAGGGCAAGAGGUAGUAAAAUCUACACCAGAAGAACUGGUACACACUGCUGGCUAGAUAAGGAUGUAAAAAUCUGUUACCUACUCCUGGUGCUAGGCUUUUCCAGAAGUAGUCAAGUAUCUAAUAAAGAGCUGGAUUUUUUUGCUGGCAGAAAGGGCUUGACUUUAUCAUAAUUUUGCCUACAUGCAUGCGCUAAGAAGACAGAAUUUGAAUCUAGGAGUGCAAAUGCCAGCCAUGGUCUAUACCACUUCGAUUUUAACCUUGUUAUAUGGAAGUGGUGUUUAUGUGAUGUCCAAUGAGGCAUACUUCCUUGAUCCUACUGAGGCUCUUCCAAAACUUUAAUAGUCAAAAUAGUAAAUGAUAGUUCUGACUUUAAAUAUUUUUGGUUAUAAAGCACUGAGUUAUCUUUUAGAAGAAAUAUUUGUCUUUGUUCUAAAUUGCUAUUCCUGCCUAUUCAGUGAGUCAGCAUAAAGCAGCUCCUUAAAAGAAUAGUAAUGAACACCCAGAGAUAAAUAGAUAGUAGAAAGAGAUGUCUUUCAAGUACUGUCAUAAUACUAAUCAUAAUACUUCUGUGGUUCUCUUAGGAAGAUCACUCUCAUGUUUCACAAGCAACUACAGCAAUUCAGAAGAAUCCUGUGAAAUUCAGCACUUUUAUCCCCACUUCAUAGAGGCACAGAAGGAUUCAGUGACUGCUCUGAGUAGACCUUAGAGUAAAGGCUCAAAGUAAGGAAUCAAAUUUAAAUUAAGAACUUAAACCAUUGCUUUAAUCACUAGGAAUCCUUCCUCCAACCAGAGCUAGGGUCCCUCCCUGAGGAUUCUUGCACAGACACAGGAAACACUGAGGCUCAGAGCCCAGAGCAUACUAGAAUUCUGUGAGUCAGCAAACAGCUCAUUUAAAUGAGUCUGUACCCACUUACGUCAGCUGAAGCUCAGCUCUAAAGUGGGUACUCAGGUUUUGCAAACUUCUGGAUAUCUGUCUUUCUUAUUCUUACAUCUUGGCACAGAACUUUUGUCCUGUGUUUUUCAGGCAGUUUAUCUUCGCCUAGGCUGAACCCAGUCCCUCCUAAUUUCUAGGCAUGACUUGACUGGCCAGAAAAAAAACAUAGUGCUUAAAUAUUAUAACCCUACAAAAAAAAGCAGCAGACCUAUAUCUCCUGUGGUCUGCAGCAUUCCUGUUUCUGCUGGUAGGAAGCUAGAUAUAGGUAAACUGCAAGGUUUACACUAACAAUUCUUUGUAUAUACAAAAAGGCAGACCGCUUGUGGACAGUUUGCCUGAAGAAACCUGUGGCUAAAAAGCAUUUAUUUCCCAUACUUGCAUGUGUUUUUGUUCUGCCUUUAGAUACUAAUAAACAAUUUGAUUUUCUGUACAGUAAGGGCGCACACAGAGAAAUCUAUAAAUUAAUACUUCAUUGCAGAAAUAUGCAUAUUUUAAAAUACAGGCAUUAAAGGGGGUGCAAAGGGAUGUAAUAUUUUAUCUCAAACAUUUAUGUUUAGAGUGUUUUGGAAAGAGAUGGUGCAUCUUUACAUUUCGUAUGGUAUAAAGAAAUGCAUUAAGUUGCUGGUCAACUCUUUUAAGGUGUUCAAACACAUGGCUCGUGACUGUUACGUAAAACUUCAAUACAGCCUUAUUAACAACAAGGGUAUAGUGUAUUUGAAAAUAUGGUAUACAACUUGGAAACUUACUCUGAAUUUCUCUGAGGUGUUGAACUUUGCCAUCAGCAAAAAGUAUUUUUAGAAAAGAGGCCCUGAAUUUUCAGACAACAGAGACUUCAUCAAGGUAGGUCUCUGAUUUAUCCACUACAGCAAAACAUUAAAUAGCUAGAAUACGUUAUUUUAAAAUAUAAUUUAUCUUCUGAUUUCAUGAAGGAGAAUUCAUAAGGCUAAAUCAUGCCAAUGAAGCGUGAGGCAGAGCUGUUGGCCAGUAUAUUCUCUGCAAAAACCAAGAGCAACAUUCCCCAAGUUGGGCUGAAGAGUUGUACGUUGGAGAUGUGCUCUGGCCAGUAGUUUGUCCCUCUUCUGUGCAGAAACCACAGGCACCUCUUCUAAGUAUUUGCAAAAUCAUUAGGAUUUUGUUAAUUUUCUUGUUGAUUUUACUGGACUUUGGAAUAGGCCCCAUAUACUUUUGGAAGCUGUGUAGAUGCUACUAGCUUGGAGCUCUUACCCAGUUUACUGUCUCUCAUACUGUGCUUUAGGAAUGAUGUAAGAGUCACACUAGAAUAUCUUCCUCAGCCUUUUAGUAUCACAGCAUCUUGGGGAAGAUUUAGCCUUUAAACCAGUCAUCCUAUAGAAGGGUAAAGUGUUAUUAAGCUUUCUGUCACUAGGCUACAUAAAACCUCCUAUUUUGUUCAACAAAUAAUAAGAGAUUUUUAUGUUUAUUAAUAUAUUUUUUGAAAAGUUACAUGAAAUUGAUCUAAAAUAAGAGCAAGUGCUUGGUGUAGCACUAACUGAUCUACUUUCAAACUGUGAAUUGUAGUAAUUUAUUAAGCAGAUUUUAAGCUAAACACGCAGACUUUUUGUGUUUUACUUUAUAUAAAAGUCAGGUUGGGCCCAAUUCUGCUCUCCUUGGACCUCAUUCAAGGUUCUUUUGCACCAGUGUAAAUCAAGAGUAGUUCCACUGAAGCUGAGUCAGGUAUUCAUCAACUCGUAUAAAUCAGCAGAGCUCCACUCACUCACAAGGCUGGCUCAAUCCCAGCCGAGGAUCUGGAUCAGUGGAGUCAUCAUAAAAACAACACAGUUACACUGGUGUAAAAAAUGAGAGGUGUAAGGAAGACAAAAGGGUUUUUAUCUCAUGGAAUAUUCCCCUGGAUAUCAAAGACACUGUUGUCUGAGAAGGGCUCAGAGAGCAAGCCCACCCUGCUGCUGUAUGGUACUGGGAGGGAAACACAUAGGGCAUAACACUGCUACGUUUUAUAAUAGGGACCAAAUUUCUCUCCCAUAUUAUGCAAAUGAAUCCCCUACUGAAUGCAAUGGGAGUUCCAGUUAUUUCACUGAAAAAAAAUGAAGACUGUUUAGGGUUAUUGGGGGCCUGAGGGAGGGCAAGAGGGGUUGUUUGUUUUUUUCCCCUCAGAGAAAAAGUAAUUUAAGUGAAAUGUGCAAGGCAGUGUUUAAUUGCUUCCUGCCUUGUUUGUACAUAGCAAUUUGGCUGUUUAUUGGUUGUCUUUGUUCAGAUUUUUAUUGUAACUUGUUGCUAUAUAUGCAACCAAGCGUAUGUUAAAGUUUAAACUUUGGUACAUAAUAAUGCACAAUUUUAUGUGCUUUAAAACUUUGUAAAUAUAUAGAUGAACAAUGUAUGCUGUGCUGUGAUCUUGGGACUUGACACAACAAUAUUUUCAUGCAUAUGUACCUACAAAUGGUUUGAAAAUAGCAAAAUAUAUAUUGAGGAUGGCCAUGAGCCAAGAGUAAAUGAGUGCCGUAUGACUCAUGCUUCUUUAAUAAUUCCUGAAAGAGGCAUGUAUAGUACAUAAAAUAGACAAUAAAAAUAAUUUUCAAGACUACAAAUAUUUUUUAUAACUUCAGAUAUUAAAUACUAUUUUAGAAAAAAGAUUGGUUGGUAAAAGAAAUCUUAGGUUUAUUCAAGUGAAUCAUUGUCAUAAAAAUGUUCUUAACAGAAUUUUUUGUUUGAUCUAAUAUCAUAGAAACCUAGCUCUUUUAAGCGUUAGAAGACCUGAAGUGCUCUUGCAUUCUUACAGCUCCUAUGAUCUACUAAAAUCACGUACUUCAAGUCUUCUCCCUCAUUAACAAAAAAAAAAAUGCUAGUCUAUGCAUUCACAUAAUCCUAAAUACCAUGUGUACUUCUGUCUAAUCUUUAAACUGUAUUUUUUAAAUAGGUUCUGACGAUCAUCAAGUAUCCAUGUAUGUGAGCCUUACAAUCAAUCGCAAUCUGACUGUAGCUUGUGUUCUUUCUCUGAAUUCUUUUAUUUUUACUGGAAAAGAAUUUUUUCUAAGGCCAAGCUUUGAAAUAUGGUCUCCAAAUUUUGAUUUUGAUCUGCAUUGUCAGAAAUCUAAAUUGAAUGGGCAUGGCUUCCAGACUUUGUGGGUGAAAAUAAUUUCCCAUCAAAAUCAACAGAAAUUGAAAAGCAUUUUAUAAAAAUGUAAAUACCUUAAUACAGGAGUGAUAUCUGGGUAGUUGGAUUUGAAGUGGCAUCUUUCUAAUCUGUGUGUUAUACCUGCAGAAGAAGUUGCUGGCAUACAAGCAUCUUCACAUCAAAGAAAUGAGCAGCAUAAAAAUCUUGCAGUCUGACAGACUGAGCCCUCUUUUUCUGAGCCUGAAGGCUCUCAUACAGGCUCUGUAGCUUUCAGCUGUCUAUUUACAAUGACAGCCAGACAGAAUCUGCUGUUUAUUUCUGGUGUGAAUCUAUGCUUUCAAGCCACAUUGUAAACAUACGGUAUUGUGGGUAUAUAUAAUCUGGUUGUAGUCGAGAAACACCCCAGAUAUUACUUACUGAGGCAACUACCUUAUAAAAGUGAAACACACUCUUCUGUUGUGAUUCUGUUUUUCACAUAUUCUUAUGCAAGGAAAAGAAAAGCACAGCAACAUUUCUAAUGUAGUAUAAAAUUGGGUUACUCUAUGUAAGCAAGAGAAAUAAGAAUAUUCCCAUUUUGAAUGCUGAAGAGACAUUGGAGGGAUUCUGCUUUGGGUAAUUGUUCACUUUGUUUCCAAGACGGGCAGGUUGCUAAAUGUUUUUUAGCUGCCAUGUUGUCUGAGCCUUUCAAUGUUUCAUACACUGUUCUCCCUUUUGUACAGAUAAUUCCAUAACUGGAAAAAGUGACAUGCCCAAGGUCACACAGAGAGCUUGUGACAGAGCAGGGACACAAUUUUCUGGCUAGCAUCCUUACCACAGCAUCAGUCUAUUAUCCAUAGCUUCCGCACAAGUAUAUAUGGUAAUGCAAAUGUUGAUGAAUGUUUGUGUUUCAGCCAUGACAUGCCAACUCAAUGCAAGCUUCAGAAUAAGAGCAUCCUACUGGAGUAUCUGUGGAUACUUUCACACAUGGAAAAUAUUUUAACUAAAAUGCAGCCAAAGUGGAGUUAAACGACAGAGCAAAAUAAUUCUUAAAAUGUAAGAUAAAAUGUGGGUCAUUGCUUCCUUGAUUUUUAAUUUCAAAACAUUAAGAUUGCUACCACGGUUAAGAUAGUAAAAAGAAAAACAAAUGCGAGCAUUUAGUCAUGUACAGUACUACUAUGAAAUUAACUACAAGAAACAGCACAAGGCAGAGAAGGAUUUCUUGUGUGCAUGCACUUAAAUGACUUUGAUGCACUUUUGCAUGUAUCAUGCAUUUUUAGGGCCAGGCUGUUCACAUGUUUUGCUUGCCCAGAGCUAAGAUUUUAUCUUUACAUGAGAAGAUAAGUAGGUGAACAGUGCGAUUCCUACAGACCUUUAUAGCAAGUUUGCCAUGGUUUCUUGCAAACACUGCUGUUUUAUAAUUGCCUCUGUGUUCUAUGUUAUUUUACUGAAAUGCUUUUAAACCAACUGGAAAGAAGUUAAAAAACUCUUAUAGGCAUGUUUUUGACUUGUUCUUCUGACAGCAAAAGAUAACCAUUUCGUUGUCCCAUUCAAAUGUAUUAACUUAUAUAAACUGUCAUCUCUCUGAGCGAACUAUUGUAUUUUUUAAUUUUGUCUUUAAAUAAAAGUUUGGGGUUUGA